Molecule: messenger RNA, 2239 nt
Organism: Colletes gigas
Lineage: Eukaryota; Metazoa; Arthropoda; Insecta; Hymenoptera; Colletidae
Product: alpha-tocopherol transfer protein-like
Exons: 7
Coding region: 393-1337 (314 amino acids)
Cellular component (GO): membrane
Molecular function (GO): phosphatidylinositol bisphosphate binding
Source: RefSeq, a predicted model, not a curated record
ACGGCACGGGGCAGUCUUCACCGGUGUCCCGACCACGCUGGUUCCUUUCCUCGAGAACGCGUCCGUGCCUCUUUCCCUCCGUUGCGUUUCAAUCCCCCCGUCGUCCACGCCGAGACCACGGUGAUCGAUAACGCCUGGCGGUACCCUUAACGCGUCGAUCGCGAAUUUUCACGCCUCCGGACACCGCGAAAUGAGAUCCAGCCGCGCGAGACGAGCGUCCAGGACCCUGUGAGACGUCCAACCCCACCACGAGCCGACGAACACGAAGAGGGCCGAGUUAAAGCACCGGUGGUGACUCCGGUACCGUUAACUUCCUACCAGAACGAACGUUCUCUCAGAUAGAAGUCCUUCCUGGCAGACAGAGGACCGGCUACACGAACGGUUUCUCCGCCAUGGAACGGCAACAAGCUGGCCAGGACGACGGGACGAUCACCAAGCUGAGGGAGGUGCCUCAAUUCAAGGUGGACAACUUCCUCCUCACCGUCCAGUUCGACGACGGGGACGAGCACUACAGCGAGAAGGCCAGAAAGGAGCUGAGGGAGACGCCAGAGGUUGUUCAACAGGCCUUGAAGGACAUCAGGGCGCUGCUCAAAGGUGAGCCUGAUCUGAUCCUCCCGGACGAUGCUGAAUUUUUCCAAAAAUUUAUGCGACCUUGCAAGUGGUAUCCAAAGAGUAGCUUCGAGCUGAUGAAGAGGUUUUAUAAUUUCAAAUUGAACCAUCCACGUCACUGCGAAAAUCUGUUGCCGAGUACGGAGAAAAAGACAUUGUCCUCUGGAAUUUUAAUACCAUUGCCAGAACGCACAUCGGAAGGUUGCAGGAUACUUUUGGUUCACACUGGAAGAAAAUGGAACACGAAGGUCAUCAGCAUCGACGAUAUAUUCCGGUCGGUCAUGCUGGCUCUGGACGCCGCCAUGUCCGAACCGAGAACACAGAUCGCGGGUGUGCACGUAAUAUUUAACAUGGAUGGCUUCUCGUUGUCCCACGUCGCCCAGUUUACCCCGAGUUUCGCCGCGAUGGUCGCCGAUUGGGUGCAAAGAUGUUUACCCUGUCGUCUGAAGGGCAUCCACAUAGUGAAUCAACCCUUCAUAUUCAACAUGGUCUUCGCUAUUUUCAAACCUUUCCUUCUGGAGAAAACGCGUAAGAGGAUUCACUUCCACGGCACGGACAGAGCAGCGUUGAUUUCUCGCCUGGGUAAGAAACCUGUUCCCACAGAGUUGGGUGGAGAUCUGGAGUUGCCAAAUGUACCGAUUGGCCAAGGUAUUUGCGACUACUUCUGCUGGUUCGAGAAAGACUUUGAAGCUUCCAAUAUGUACGGGUUCAAGAGGAGCGUGAAAUAAUGAGGAAUCGGCAUCUAUUCGUUAGCCUAAUGGACCGUGAACACCGGAUCCAAAUCCCCGCGAUCUAAGAUUAAGAUUUAAAAGAAGGUGGAUUAUUUAGUUCCGAUUUCAUGGUUACAGUGAAGGUGUAAAGCGAAAGAGUUUAGUGUUUCCGGUCGGAGUAAUUAAGAAAUAAGUUAAAGAGCUAGAUGUAAUUAUUUUUGUUAUCGAUAAACGAGAUAUUAGAGUCACGUAACGUGCAAUAAAGGGAAAGUUUUGCAAUGAAUUUUAGAGGUAUUGUUAUUCGGUUCGAUGGAAACUCUAUUAGUUGCUGUUUUAGUAUCACCGAUCGUUGCAGAUACUUACCGAUCAAAUACCGAACGAUUAUCCCUCCUAUAUUGUCAACAGCGUGGGACUUAUUUUCAUGCAACCAUCGACGUUUAACCAUACUUGUUUUUGCAAAUAUUUUAUUACGAAAAAAAUAUAACAACAAAUUCUAGCAAAUCCCUCGUCGUCUAAGGAACAAGUUUUCCAAACGACAAACAAUUUUAACCCGCGAGACUUUCAAAGCCUCGCGGGAUUCUAAAUCGAUCGAAUCCAAAAGGUAAGUCGACGAUUCAACAGUUUCACCACCGUUAAACGAACCGCGUUUCGUUGCUUAAACUAAUUUCAUUUUCACUAAAGUUACUCGUUCGAUGAACUAUAAUAAUACGAAUACAUACCUAUCGACAAUUCAGUUUUCCAUAUAAAAUUGCGUUUAAUCUACAUAAAUAUCUAUUCUCUUUUCGUGAUAAUACGAAACGUAAGCGAGUGUACAGCGCCAGCAAACCUGUUGCUUCUUAUUCAUCGUUUCUUCGUGAAGACGCGAUUCCUAUGAGAUAACUGGAUAGAGGACCACGAAGGGAAAUAUAUAAUUCAUUAGA